Sinocyclocheilus rhinocerous is the source of this 367-nucleotide messenger RNA. Its product is annotated as transportin-1-like. The annotation marks the transcript as partial. Gene Ontology annotation, biological process: protein import into nucleus. The transcript has 3 exons. NCBI's taxonomy places the organism in Eukaryota, Metazoa, Chordata, Actinopteri, Cypriniformes, Cyprinidae. The record is from RefSeq and is a predicted model, not a curated record.
GCUCUGUGUGCAGGAAUAUAUUCAGAUGCUGAUGCCUCCAUUGAUUCAAAAAUGGAACCAGCUAAAAGAUGAAGAUAAAGAUCUCUUUCCCUUACUGGAGUGUCUCUCAUCUGUGGCCACUGCCCUGCAGAGCGGCUUCCUGCCAUACUGUGAACCGGUCUACCAGCGCUGUGUCAACCUGGUCCAGAAAACACUCGCCCAGGCUGUGCUCCACCAGAGUCAGCCUGAGUUUCAUGAAGCGCCUGAUAAAGAUUUCAUGAUUGUGGCUCUGGAUCUGCUCAGCGGAUUAGCGGAGGGUCUUGGAGGGAACAUUGAACAGCUAGUUGCCCGUAGCAACAUUCUCACUCUCAUGUACCAGUGCAUGCAG